GAAAAUGGGUUACCAGGGGCCUGUUGCACAAAAGUAGAAUUAAGACAUCCGGGAUAAAUGACUCAGCUGAGCUCAAUAAAGCCAAAACAUGUGCGUCCAGGCUUAAUUGGUUGCACAAAGACCAAGCCAGGAUGAGCAGACACGGAUUCAUUAAGCCAGGUGAAACCAAUCCUGGAUAGGUGCGCGCUCACGGCUCACUCAAAUAGACCCCGCCACAGAUCACAGAUUAACUGAUUUACCAUGGCAACUAGAGCCGCGUACUUUUCCCCGUCGGAAGCACAAAUCCUCAUGGAGGCAUACGAGGAGGUAAAAGAUAUAAUUAAGAAGAAAGGCAACACCGCCACAGUGAUAAAGCAAAGAGAAAAAGCGUGGCAAAGUAUUGCAGACCGCCUGAAUGCAUUAAACAUGAACGGGCCAAAACGGACAUGGCAGCAGGUCAAAAUCAAAUACAAGAACAUUCUGCAGAAUGCAGUGAAAAAGAAUACCCACAGACAAGGCACGGGUGGUGGGUCACCAAAGGCUGACCUUACCCCAGCAGAGGACAUGGCCUUGGAGCUAAAUAAAGGCAGGCCCGUCUUAGAGGGGAUCCCUGGGGGGAAAGAGACGAGCAUAGGUUCCUCCCAAGAUGCCACCCGCUUCAUUCAAGUGUCUGGAAGAACUGUGUUCCUGUUAGAGCCACCAGCACAAGCACCAGACGAUGCUGAUCCAGGUGAAAGCCCCAGUGCAGCAGCAACAGCACAUGAUGGAGACGAUGAUGAUGAGGAGGAGACCAUCUCUGUGGAUUCCAGAAGGCAUGAGGACCCAGAUGCUAUACAGUGGGAAAACCAGCCUGGCAACAUAAGCUCACAAGCUAUCAGAAAGUUGUAUGGCAACCACCUCCGGCGCCAAAUAGAACUGGCAGACAUAGACAUUCAGUACAAGAAGAAAAAGAUAGAAAAUCUUGCACUGGAGUCCGAAAUAAAAAAGAGGACAAUUAGGAAACUGGACCUUGAAAUAAAAAAACUUGAGAGGGAGGUGAGAUAUGCCUUCAAUGUACACUGUAUGCUAACUGUAACACAAAUGUAUUAAUCAUUAUUUUUCUUUCCUCCCCCAGCUCCAAGAAGAUGACACAGCUCAAAAUAAAAAUUAGGUAUAUUCUCGUAAAGUCAAGUGAGCCAUGACAUAUGAGCUCUUAUUGUGAGCACACAGGACGGUGGCAUCUUUCUAAGGUAUAUUUUAUUUUCACAGCAAUCAGUACAACCAAGUCAUCGUUAUAAGGCACCGGCCUCUUUUGCC
Siniperca chuatsi (mandarin fish) is the source of this 1275-nucleotide messenger RNA. RefSeq lists its product as uncharacterized. The record is from RefSeq and is a predicted model, not a curated record. Bases 241 to 1068 code for a protein of 275 amino acids. Lineage: Eukaryota; Metazoa; Chordata; Actinopteri; Centrarchiformes; Sinipercidae. The transcript is spliced from 7 exons. Gene Ontology annotation, cellular component: nucleus.